UCUUGUACAGAUCAGAAGCAACAUAACUGGGACGAAGAAACUCCUAGCUUUAGUUUCUACCAAUUUGGAAUCAUACAUGGCUUCAGAUGGCAAUUUUCUCCAGGUUCCCCUUCGUCAGAAGCCGGGAAGGAAAACUCAAGGUUUCUUCACAAUGAGCCGGAGGAGGAUAUCGUGUAAAGACCUGGGCCACGCGGACUGCCAAGGGUGGCUCUACAAGAAGAAGGAGAAAGGAACUUUCCUGAGCAACAAAUGGAAGAAGGUCUGGGUGGUGCUGAAGGCGUCCUCCCUCUACUGGUACAGCAAUCAACUGGCAGAAAAAGCGGAUGGAUUUGUCAACCUGCCUGACUUCACUGUGGAGAAAGCAUCUGAAUGCAGAAAAAAGCAUGCUUUCAAGAUCAGCCAUCCACAGAUCAAGACCUUUUAUUUUGCAGCUGAGAAUACACAAGAAAUGAAUGUGUGGUUAAACAAGCUUGGAUUAUCUGUAACCCAUCAUGAAUCCACUACAAAGGAUGAAGAAUGUUACAGUGAAAGUGAACAGGAUGAUCCAGAAAUAGCCGUGGAGACAGCACCUCCUCCUAACUCUUCGGAGACUCUGCCCCCCUUGGCAGCAGAGCAGGCAUGUUCAUCUUCACCCAAUCUGAGUGAAACACCGGGUUCUUUCUCUUCCCUGGAAAGUACCGUAAAGACAGCCAGCAGUCUGCCCACCUCCUUGUCAAAGGAAAGACAGUCCUUGACCAACAUGAGCAGUUCGUCUGCUGCUGAAGAUGUGGGACAAUCUGUAGCAAUUGCUGUGGAGAUUCACCCACCUGGACCCUCAGAGGCACACAGUGACAAGGCCCCAGAGAACAGCGUGACCACGUCAGAAAGUGGAGUUUUGAACUCUUUAUCCAAUGGCGACCCGUCUUCACUGAGUAGCACCCUAGACCGUCUUACUGUCCCAGACAAGCCUACGGGAUCAAAGACGAUGGACAGAGAAGAAACCAGAGUGUCUGGAGAUGAUGAAAUGGAGAAGCUCUACAAGUCAUUAGAGCAAGCCAGUCUAUCUCCGCUUGGGGACCGGCGACCUUCAACCAAAAAGGAGUUGAGAAAGUCCUUUGUGAGGCGGUGUAAAAAUCCAUCCAUAAAUGAGAAACUCCACAAAAUCCGAACCUUGAAUAGCACAUUAAAGUGUAAAGAACAUGACCUGGCCAUGAUUAACCAGUUGCUGGAUGAUCCGAAGCUGACAGCCAGAAAAUACCGGGAGUGGAAGGUCAUGAACACCAUGCUGAUUCAGGACAUCUAUCAGCAGCAGCAGGACCCUGCAUCUGCAUCGGCCCCUGCAGGCUCCCCCUAGGGACUCCAGAAACCACCAUCCUCUGCCUCUGUUGAAAGUUCUGUUUGGACAUCAAGCCAGCAUUCUCUGCCCACCCCCACCCGCCUCCAGGCAACUCUUCAGGAUGUUACCAGAGCUCACAGUAAGAAAACUGAGACCAUGUCCUCAAGUAUCAGCUUCCUGUAGAGAUGCAGUCUUGGUGAGGACCAAUACCAGGAGCAGCAGGAAUCCUUCCAGGUGUGGCGUUCCCAUGGAGACCGGAGGGAUGGAGCCCAGUUGAACAGUCCUUGUGUUCCUGCUGGGAGCUCAGUUAUGCCAGACUCUAGGUGCAAUGUGAAAACACUGUUCCCUGCUCUCAAGAGAAUUACAACGUUCUGUGGACAAAGAUCACUCUUUUACCAUAGAAAUGUUCAGCUCUCCAAUUCUACUGAAUUCUCCAAAUCGUUUUGUUGGAUGAAGGAAUGUUUUCCAUGGCAGCAACUGGAACAGGACAGAUGUUUUUGUGGAACUGAAAUCCCCUACCCCUGGUCCAGAAUGGUGGUACCUUUUCCACGAGUGGAGAAACACUUCAUAGCGAGUGGGGUGUGGGAGAACCCGAGAAGGAGGCAUGCUUUGUGUUCCCCUCACUCAAAGGACAGCUUGAUGGCCUCACACUUCACCAGCUGGGGGUGGGGUGGGAUCUGAUUAUAUUUCCUUUCCACAGAACAGCUAACAAAAAUGUCUCAUAACUUGGGAGGCCUCUACUCCUUCCCAGCAUUCCUGAGCCCCUGUAGGGGACAGUAAAAGGUCCCAUAGGAAUGGUUGCUGCCUUUGUCUUUGGGUGUGUGCCGAUGCACAGUAUAACUUUAUAUCUAGGCUCCCCCAGAUAAAUAUUGAUGAGAUCAUUCUGUUAUCUGAAUUGUUUAAAUACCUUUACUCC
This is a messenger RNA of Pipistrellus kuhlii (Kuhl's pipistrelle), 2231 nucleotides long. It is a transcript of the gene IPCEF1, whose product is annotated as interaction protein for cytohesin exchange factors 1. The record is from RefSeq and is a predicted model, not a curated record. Bases 77 to 1333 code for a protein of 418 amino acids. Lineage: Eukaryota; Metazoa; Chordata; Mammalia; Chiroptera; Vespertilionidae. The transcript has 11 exons.